Molecule: messenger RNA, 4998 nt
Organism: Diplodia corticola
Lineage: Eukaryota; Fungi; Ascomycota; Dothideomycetes; Botryosphaeriales; Botryosphaeriaceae
Exons: 1
Coding region: 1-4998 (1665 amino acids)
Source: RefSeq, a predicted model, not a curated record
AUGCUGCUCUCCCGAGCCUUGCAGGCUGUCGUCGCCCUGCACCUUUGCAGUGCCGCGUGCGCUAGCAGGAACCGAGUUAGGCACCCUGGUCAAUCUUCCGACGGUAUUCCUCCUAGAUCUCUCCUAUCUCCCGCCGUCUUGGGCUCGGCUAACCCACCCUCAGUUUGGACCUUCUCCAAUUCGUCCAUCGUUGCCAGCUCUACCACCAGUCCUUCGUUAUUGCCACCAUCUUCACCAGCUUCGCCGGCGCUCAAUGUCCCGACGUCUCCCACGACGCCAGUGCCUGCCGCUUCUUCGGUGGGGCCACUUAGCACCCAAGCAGUGGCCACCAACUCAACCGUGACCCCUGACGUAUCCACCCCGAUCAACGAACCCAAUCAUACGUCUGUGGAUGCUCCGGCCACGCCUAUCCCGACCGCGUCCAAUGCUACCAGCGUAUAUCCUUCAGACACGCCCGUCUCGACCACAGCCGACAUCCCCAAAGACAACAGCCUCAACUCAACUGCCACCAUUUACACGCCUGCGUACACUCCGAACACGCCUGUCUUGACAACAGCCAAUGCCUCCUUUGACAAUGAACUCAACUCCACUGCCAGUUUCCCCGUUGUUACGCCAAGUGUGCUCGUCACUAACCAGUCGGGUUCGUUGACUCCAAGUCUCAACCAAACAUUCCCGACACUCACUGUAUUCACUCUUUCGACGCCUUUCUAUGGCUCUGGCACCGGCACUGCCGCAAGGCCAACCUACGUGAAGCCCAGCAACAACUCCAGCAAUGGCACCUGUGGUUGCACUGUCAACGUUCGCAAUGCUGAAAUUGGAUACUGGUAUUCGCUCGACCAGUACUUCCAGCUCGCCACUUUCUACUCGACAUCUGUAGGAACAGGUGUCACCUGGGGAUACCAGAUGGCAACCACAACCUUCGACCUUAUUGAGUCCGUGCAAGAAGGCCUUGUGUCCUACGACGUGACUUCAGCAUGGGAUCCUGCAACCAAUCAGACCACUUACGACUUCUUUUCCGUUACUCUGCCAAUGCCAGCAGCAGCCACCACCACAAUCAUGUCGCUGACUGAGUACUCGCCGGUACCAACCACACCGCUCACGGCCCAGAACAUCGUUGAUUCGCUCUGGAUCGACCUCCCUCCUGCCAGCGUUGCCCUCACUGGCCCUUCGAGCACAGUCUUCGUGGCGCCUUCCGGGACACCUUUCGUCGCUUACUCGAGCUAUCAGGUAGAGGAAGCCGAGCCCGUCAUCGAUGCUUUUGGCAAAGUAUCGUGCAAGACAUCCAUCACAUCCUACGCCUUGUCCGAGCCUUAUGCCUUUGAGUAUAACGGGGAUGCGCUAGGCAGCGCCGCAGAGGCCUCAGGGGAUAUCCCCGCCGACUUCCUUCAGUCAAUCCCACAAUCAAGCUGCGUUGCAGGAACCUACCAGGGACCAGUCACCAUCAUCUAUAUCGUCCAUAUCAUUUACGGUACGCCAUGGACACCCUUCAUCGGCCACGUUGAGUCCUCGGUUGAACAACUCCAACUACCAACCGUCACUGCUGCCUCUUCGACAUACAGGCCCAAGGCACACGUUGAAUCGUCUGCAGAAGACUCGCCACCCUCCAUCACAACCAAAGGUAUUUUCAAAAUUUCCACUAAAGGUUUCGAUGAUUACAUUGCCCACAUCGAGUCGGCUCUGUCGGAUCUCGGUCUCCCCACUGUCAUUCUGAUUAAUACUGAAGCGUCUAUCACAGCAGCAAGUCGGACAACUCAGGCUGCCCCUGGAGGCGGUGACGGUGGCAACAGUGUGACCACAGCCCCCGCUACUCGCAUGACUCAGAACAGCGGUGACGAUGGCACGAGCACCGGUGGCGGCAUCCCUGGUCUUGGCCAGAUAAUUUCUGCCGUCGUGUCCCAAGCCAAUGGGGAAGCCGGAGGGUCAUCAUCCGGCGGGAACUCUCAGGACUCGGGAUCUGGGUCUGGCAACUCUGGCUCGGGCAACUCUGGCUCGGGCAACUCGGGAUCUGGAGGCUCUGGAUCUGGGGACUCCGGGUCCGGGAGUUCGGGAUCUGGUAACUCGGGGUCUGGAAGCUCGGGGUCUGGAAGCUCGGGGUCUGGAAGCUCGGGGUCUGGAAGCUCGGGGUCUGGAAGCUCGGGAUCUGAAAACUCGGGGUCGAGUAACUCAGGUUCGAACAACUCAGGCUCGAACAGUUCAGGAUCUAGCAAUUCAGGAUCGGGUGAUUCUGGUUCUGGAAGCUCAGGCUCUGGAAGCUCAGGCUCUGGAAGCUCAUCUGGAAGCUCGGAUUCGGGCAGCUCAGGUUCAGGCUCGAGUGGCUCGGGCGGCUCGGGCUCGAGCAAUUCUGGAUCUGGAUCGGGUGACUCAGGAUCGGGUAAUACUGGUUCGUCUUCAAGUGGAGGGUCCUCAAACAGUGGUUCAAGCUCAAACAAUGGGGGCUCAAGUUCAUCAAAUGGAGAGUCUGGGUCUUCUAAUGGAGGCUCAGGGUCAUCCAAUGAAGGCUCCGAGUCAUCAAACGGAGGAACAGGAUCUUCUAAUGAUUCUGGAUCUGACUCCUCAAAUGGUGGCUCUGGAUCUGGAAACAUUGGUGGGGAUUCGCAAACGUCUCCACCAGUUAUUGUUGCAGGAUCUCAAAUCGCCACGAUGGAUUCCUCCUCUAUAUUCGUUAUCGGUGGGCAGACUCUAUCACCUGGGGGCCAGGCCGUUACCGUGGAUGGUACAGUCCUCUCUUUGGCACCUUCUGCAACAGCGGUCGUCAUCAAUGGUCAGGAAUCAAGCCUGGCUGGAGGUUCGACGACGGAGGGUCAAGGACCAGCCGAGAUUGGAAAGCCUCCAAUCGUUACUGUCGGUUCUGUUGCAUACACGGCCAAUGCCGCCACGCAAUAUUACCUUGCGCCUGGACAGACUCUGACUGCCGGUGGUGUUGCGACAGUGGACGGCACUGUUGUCAGCCUCGGACCGUCGGCAAGCUACGUUGUCGUCGAUGGUGCAACGCAGACAUUCCCUUCGGCUCUUAUAACCCCAGCGCCGAAUCCGGCAUUCGCAGCGGGUGCCACGCCCACCUUCUUGAUCGCUGGGCAAACGCUUACACCAGGAGGGCAAGCUGUGGUCAGCGGCACGACAAUCUCCCUGGAUAGCGGCGCCAAUAACCUUGUUGUGAACGGUGUUACGAGAGCGGUCGGAGCUGGUGUUGGCAUUGCUGGUCAACCCUUGAUAACCGUCGGCGGCACGCCGUACCCUGCUGUGGAUGGGACGUCCUUCAUUGUUGGAGACCAAGUUCUCACUCCUGGAGGAGUCAUUCUCGUAGAUGGUACUACUGUCUCACUCGACUCCGCGGACAACACGGUGUACUUUGAUGGAGUUGCUUCGUCAUUGGACGCCUCGAAUCCAUUCAGCACCUCUUUUCCCGCUCUCACGGCCGGUGGCAGCACCAUCACUCCGCAAGCAAUCGAUGGCAGCGUCGAAUACGUGAUUGGGGGACAGACACUUACCCCAGGUGGCUCGAUUUCGAUGGAUGGAACAUUCAUCUCGCUGGCUCCCGGAGCAACUGCGGUCGUUGUCAAUGGCGUCACACAAGCCUUAAAUCCCCUGAUCGCCACCAGUCUACCAAAUGUAGUCGUUGGUGGAACCACUAUCGCUGGCGUUAGCAAAGUAGGGAGCGCAUACGUUAUUGGUGGACAGACACUUGUUCCAGGAGGCUCGAUCACGGCGGACGGCACGGUCAUCUCAUUGGCCCCCGGGGGGACCGCCCUGGUGGUGGAUGGCGUCACACAAACUUUGGGUUCUGGGAUCGUCACCAGUCUACCAGAUGCUGUAGUGGGCGGCAAAACUCUCUCUGGUAUCGCGGGAGUUGGUAACACCUAUGUGGUUGAUGGGCAAACCCUUACUCCGGGUGGAUCGAUCACAGUAGACGGCACAAUCGUUUCGUUAGCCCCAGGGGCAACCGCGUUGGUGAUGAACGGUGUCACGCAGAAUUUCGGUGUCGGCGUCGUUACCAGUCUACCAAACGUAGUGGUUGGCGGAACAACACUCUCUGAUAUUGUCGGCACAGGCAGCACCUACGUGGUCGACGGACAAACUCUCACUCCAGGUGGGACGAUCAUGGUAGACGGUACCAUCAUCUCUUUGGCCCCAGGAGCAACCGCACUGGUCGUCGGCGGCAUCACGCAAGCUUGGGGAGGCACUCUCAGUCUUUCAGACAUAGUGGUCGGCGGAACAACGCUCUCCGGCCUCUUCGGGGCCGGCAGCACAUACGUGGUCGACGGACAGACCCUCACCAUCGGCGGCACCAUCACCGUCGACGGAACCACGAUAUCCUUCCCUUCCGCCACCGCCGUCGUCAUCAACGGCAUCACGCAAACGCUCGUCUCCCCCGCCUACACGACCAACGCACCCGCCCUCACCAUCCGAGGCACCGUCUACACCGGCCUCCCCGGCCCCGGAACCACGUACGUCGUCGCCGGCCAGACGCUCACCCCGGGCGGCCUCAUCGUCGUCGACGGCACCACCACCAUCUCCCUCAGCCCCUCGGCCACCGCCCUCGUCGUCAACGGCAUCACGCAAACACUCUUCCCCGCAACAGCAGCCACCGCCGCGGCUGCCGCCACACGCUUCCCCAUCCUUACAAUCGCCGGGCACACAUACACGGCGCUUUCUAACUCUGGCGCCGGCGGCGGCACGUACGUCAUCGAUGGCCAGACGCUGACGCCGGGCGGCGAGGUCGUCGUGGACGGCACGACGAUAUCUCUCGCCCCCUCGGCCACCGCCCUCGUCGUCGACGGCACCACACAAUCACUCGCCGCAGCGGCGACGUCAUCGUCGUCGACGGAUGCGGCGGCUGGGUCGAGGGGGACGGCGGGUGCUGGGGGGACGGCGACAAGGACGGGGGGUGCGGCGGAGUAUACGGGGGCUGCUGCGUCGGUGGUGGUGGUGAGUAAGUUGUCGUCUGGUUUGGCUUGUGCGCUGGUGUCUCAUGUUUUGAUGUGGUGGUUUGCGUGGUAA